GUUUACUUAAGAGCAUAUGCUUGGCUACGUGCUUGUCACCGUUAGACUGAAAUGUUCAGUGUUUCAGUUAAUUCGUUAAUUAUUAUACUGUUUGAUUCAGUUCAUACAGUCUAUUAAAGUGACAGGUGCAUUCUUCCAGAUUUACCGUAGGCAAUAUGUAAAACGAAUGUAGGCCUAAACUAAAAUGGCUUUACGAAUUUCUUAAAUAAUUGAUUAAACUCCAUGGACCUCCCACAUGACUCCCCAGGUUAGUGCACAGAGAUGCGGUCUAGCUUUACGUUUUUGUGCCAGCUUUAUAGCCGCUAGAGGGCGCUAGACUAUCACACUGCAGACACUGUAAGGCCAAACGUUAAACUGUAACACAUUAAAUUGUAACACAUUAAAAUGUAACACAUUAAGUGGCCAUGCCUUAAUCUUAAUUUCAAUCAUUUAUGUACCUUUGUAUGGUCAAACAUAGUGAAUUUGAUCAUGACCAAGUUCAGAAUACGCUGCAGGAUUUUCUCUUACACUUGUACUGCCAAACUAAUAUUAAAAAAAACCCCACCAACAAACAUAAAACCCCCGCAUUAACCUCUGAAAAACCGAUCCGGUGUGGAAGUCUGUUUGGAGCGUGACGGAGGGAAGGCGGGGGUGCUCGUGGCGUAAGAGCGCAGGGCGUUGUGGGAGUCCAGCCCCUCGCGGACCUUCGCCUGCACGUUACCGAGCGUGGCGCGUGCAGUCUCGGUGAGCGCGGUCGCCGUGAGCGUGGCGAGGGAAAACCGAGUAACGGAACAUACCGGCGUAGUCGUCACUAAAUCCGUUUAGUCUGGAGCGUGGCCACGACACGUCGGGAUCGAGCUACGAGCCCCUGAUGGAAAAUCCGUGCUGGAUAUCUCCUACUGGAAGAAACCAAAGAGGGAUUAAAUAGCAACACCUACAAAGAUUUCUUGUCUGUUCCAUUUCUCAUUUUUAAAAGAGAAGGGGUGAGAGACAAAAUCCCCCCCCCCGAGCCAGAUUUCCAAUGUCCCAGGGACAGCAUAAGAACUCUCUGGGGACUCGACUGCUGAGUGUGUACUGUCCAGUCACUCCUAGCCCACCCAUCGUUGAGACACCCCUGCUCCAACUCAACCCUUCUCAGCAAUGAAGGAGGUGGGGCUCUGGUCAGUGACAGAGGUAUCUGAUUGGCUGGCUGAGGAGGGUAUGCCAGAAUAUUCUGAGGUCCUCAGAAAUGUGGAUGGUCGUGCGCUCCUGCAACUCUCUGAAUCAGACUUCCGGAAUUCUCCACUGGCACUGGUUACUGGUGACAACGGCCACCAGCUGCUGGAGCGUGUGGAGAUGUUGCGCAUCGCCAGCCACAUGUAUACGAGCGGUCACAAUGGUAACGGACACCAUGCCAAUGCACAUGUUGGUGACGGCUCCAUUAGUAAUGGAAAGAUCCCGAGUGGGGAGCUGAUGAACGGUUCCUGCUCGGAGCCUGUCCGUAUCCACAUCCCACUGCCCUCCGAGCACGAACGCUCGCCUUUCCCUACAGAAUGGUCCAAGACUGCCGUGGCCUUCCUGUACGCCCUGUGCUGCUUUAUCACAACAACCGUGGUUAUUUCCGUGGUCCAUGAACGAGUCCCGCCCAAAGAGGUCUCUCCACCCCUGCCAGAUAAGUUCUUUGACAUGUUUGAGCGUGUGCAGUGGGCCUUCUCCAUCUGCGAAAUCAACGGCAUGCUGCUCGUGGGUGUGUGGUUUGUACAGUGGCUUCUGCUUAAACACAGGUCCAUCGUUGGUCGCCGCUUCUUUUUCAUUGUGGGCACGAUGUACCUGUACAGGUGCGUGACCAUGUACGUCACCACCUUACCUGUUCCAGGAAUGCACUUCCAGUGCUCGCCCAAGCUCUUUGGGGAUUGGGAGGCCCAGCUGAGGCGUAUUAUGAAGAUGAUUUCUGGUGGUGGCCUGUCCAUAACAGGAUCUCACACCAUGUGUGGGGACUAUCUGUACAGCGGACACACCGUGAUGCUAACUUUAACAUACCUCUUCAUUAAAGAGUAUUCUCCGCGGCGGUGUUGGUGGUAUCACUGGAUGUGUCUGUGCCUGAGUGCUGUUGGGAUCUUCUGCAUCUUGCUGGCCCACGAUCACUACACCGUGGACGUGGUGGUUGCCUACUUCCUCACCACACGCUUCUUCUGGUGGUACCACACAAUGGCCAAUCAGCAGUUUCUGAAGCAGAGUUCCCAGGGGAACCUAUUUUCCCGGGUCUGGUGGUUCCGCCUCUUCCGAUAUUUUGAGCAGAAUGUUCAGGGCAUCGUCCCUCGCAACUAUCAGCUGCCGUUGCCGUUGCCAUGGCGCUUUUUACCACGGAGCCGGGUAACAUACAGCCGGCUGGACUCCCACUGACCUGGCUGCGUGUGAUUGGAUGGAGCUCUAUGAGACUCUGAGAAGGAGAGAGGGGACUCCGUUUCCCAUCAACCCCUAUAUGACUGUCUGAGCACUGUGACGCAUAUAUUCCACAUUAUUCCAUAUUUUUUGUGUGUGAAUUUUCUUUUUAAACAAUUCACUUUCAGUAAAAGACAGUGUAUGAGGUGCACAGCUUUAGACAUCCAGACAACAUUGUAUCACCAAAAUAUUAACUUUAAUAUAUACCGGUAUAUGUUAUACCAAGAUAUAUUAUAUAUUUAUAUUAUUUGGUAUAAGGCAGCACUUUCUGAUACAGUAGCAAGUCUGAAUAUUUAAGCCUAAGGACAACACAGUCGGACAACUUAAGGCUAAUUAACCACCAGUGCGCUGAAGUACGCUCCUACUCCUUCUUCAUUUUUAUUUUAUUUUAUUUUUUUAAAUAAUCAUACUAAUUGUGGUAAAAAUGCAAUUUUUCUAAACAAUUCCUCAGAUUUGUUAUCCAGCUAUAGGAUGUUUUUAGUUUUGUAUUGUUGUAAACUGGAGCAUGUCCAGUCACUAUUUCUGCAGUGCCUUCCUCCUGAGCGAUUGUACGACGCCCAAAAUCUGGCGGAACAGCAACCACGCGCCUCAGUAUCAUCAGAAUAACGUCAUAUCUAUAUUCACAAAUGUGCGGGUUUUUUUGUCAGUCCGAAUGUUCCUGUUACUGUUACUGAAUUGACUGUAAUCACAGGGAAACUUAAUAGAUCGGUUAGAAUGUAUGUGAAAGGUCAAUUCCACCUUACUUGAGUCUUCAAAACCAAAAUACUUAAUGCGCAGAGAGUGAUCUUGAAUGCGCAGAGAGUGAUCUUGAAUGCGCAGAGAGUAGACUUGAAUGCACAGGCCUUUAUUAGCAAUUCAGAUUGAGUGUUUUAUUACUUUCAGGCAUUCUCUGUGUACCGUCCUGCUGCCCACCUUGUUCAGGAGUAAAAGGAGAGGAAGUCACAGGAAAUGACAGCGAGGAAACAGCAUGUUUCUGCUUUACAUUAUUGUAAAGGAAUGUUGCAGAUGUCACACUCAGUUGUUUGAGUCUGCCAGGCUGAGACCCUCGUGGUUCACCCUCCAUGCUUAUCUUGCCCACUGCAGCCUGUCGCAGCUUGCUGGGAUGGGUGAGCCCUGUACUUGAACGAUGACGUGCAGUUUAGCGAUGACUUGCAGAGCUGUUGGAACCACCGCCUAGCAUGUAACGUACCGAUCGCCCGGAGCACAGAAGGACCGUCUGGGACAGCAAGCCAGCCAUGUGGUUGUGCCUAGUCAGAUACAGAGCCUUUCAUGCCUGAUUCUUGGAAGUGUUUUCGGGACAUGACUGUACACGCUUUACACCGUAAGAUGCUGUGGGUGUUUAUGUGGUCAGAGAGGUUUCAUUGUUGUGGCUGGGCGUCUCAGGAUGGUGAUGACCUGAAAUGUUUUUAAUGGUAAUGUUUCAGGUUAAGAGCUGAAGUUUCCUCUUUCAUCUGUUGGAGGUGAAGAUUCUAACAGCUCUGAGUGCUUUAUUUAUGUUUGUAUUUAUCCAAAUCAGUAAUUGGAGCCACAGUGGCAUGGGUGAGACAAGCCAUUCACGUGGCUCCACAUUCCAACCCAAGAAGAACAUGUUACACUUGAAUGUCGUCAUAAAGGUCAAAGGUGCCAAGGGUUUAUGUUUGUUGCACAAAUCUACAUGGAGUAUUAUGUGUUUGACGUCAGUUUUCAGGGUAAAUGAUGUAUCGGGAUGGGUGGGGUCAGAUCAGGACAUCCUUUCCAAGAUAAUUAGACACCAGUAGUCUUUCCAGUUCUGCAUUUAAAGCCAAAAAUAGUGUGAGAGAUUGCCAGAGGCUGUUUUGACGGAAAUCUUUAAGGUAUAGGGUUGGGAGUUUAUGCCCACACCUUAAUAAAUGAUCUCUUGUUAUAGUUCAUUGUCAUGCGUGGGGCAUAGUCUUGCCACUCUGCAGUUUCUUAUUGGAGUUGAACACACAAAACCCCCAUAAUUCUCUCUUUUAAACACAGUCAUGUCUUUUUUAAAUGUUCUACUACAGGAUAACACAAAGGUGCCCACCACAGAAUACCACAGAAUAGAAUAUCACAGAUUAUCACACAAUAAAAUACCAUAGAAUACCACAGAAGACUUUACCGAGCUUUCUGUCAGGUUCUAUUGGCUUUAUUUGUGUAGAUGUAUAUGAAUGGUUGGUUUGUGGCAAGUACUAGUAGUUCCAUAAAUGAAACAUAGCCAAACUUUAUGAAUAAAUGUGAUAUACACAAAGAUAUAGGAGACUAUACUGUAAGAUCUUUAUUUUCAGACAGCAUGUUCGUUUUGGCUUUUAAAAAGCUUCAAACUGGUUCCAUGUGCAGUUCUAAAUGCUGGGUAGAACUUUUGACUAAGGAAGGGUUUGAAGUCUGGUUUUCAGAGUGAUGAAAAGCGCCAGUACUGACUACAGGUCAAACUCGCUUGUGUAAAGAGUAAUCUUUUUUUUUUUGUUGUUUUUUUUGACUAUUUAUUGCAGACUAAAACUACAUUUUGGAUAUUACUCUGUGUUAUAAGUUAAAAUUUAAAUCUGUGUGGCAGUCUUCCUCACUGGGGUUUAGGUGUUUCCUGAAAGUGAAACAGCUUGUGAUGCGCUGAUGAAAGACCUCUUCAUGAAUGUUGGGAGUUUCAGCUCUUGGCUAGAAGAGAAUUUAUCCAAAUAUUGAACUUUGGUAUGCUACAAAUUCCCCCAAAGUCCCAACUCCCAGCAUUGCUGAACAGGGGUUCUCACCCUUCCUGGUUGUGAACUGAGACGGAGCAAAAGUGUGAACCACGUGUCCCUGAGGACAGGGUGUGGGGACAUUGACGGUAUAACUGCCCUUCAUUCCUGAGGUUGGUCAGGCAGUGUAAUUGUGAAGUUGGCCAAGUGGUGGAUGGACACUCCACACUCAGAAGGUUAUGAGGCACUAAACACUGCAGCUCUGCAUACAUACUGGCAUAGCCAGUUAUAACGCUCAACACCGACUGGAUCCUGAGACAUGACUGAAACCAGUAACUGGGGGAAAGGGGUGUUUCCUUGGUGACACUGCUUGAUUGCCAAAUCAUAGGGAUUUGAAUGGGACAGUGUCCGAGAACGUCCUAUGUGGACAUGUUUAGCAGUGAAGACAGAUGUCUGCUGUCAAUUAAGCAUAAUGACAAAAUGACACUAUUUUCUUUAAACUGAAUUAAAUGUAAGCAUGUAUGAUUUUUAUAUGUGGAUCAACACAAUUACUUAUCUUCAUUAUUUGUGUAAACCUGUUUGUGCCGAUCAAUCCUAAAGUGAACUGGAGAUGGGGGUGAAGUUUGAAUAAAACCUUUUAUUCUGUA
This is a messenger RNA of Electrophorus electricus (electric eel), 5701 nucleotides long. It is a transcript of the gene sgms1a, whose product is annotated as sphingomyelin synthase 1a. Gene Ontology annotation, biological process: sphingomyelin biosynthetic process; ceramide biosynthetic process. Gene Ontology annotation, cellular component: endoplasmic reticulum membrane; Golgi membrane; plasma membrane. Gene Ontology annotation, molecular function: protein binding; sphingomyelin synthase activity; ceramide cholinephosphotransferase activity. Lineage: Eukaryota; Metazoa; Chordata; Actinopteri; Gymnotiformes; Gymnotidae. The record is from RefSeq and is a predicted model, not a curated record.